Molecule: messenger RNA, 2676 nt
Organism: Corylus avellana
Lineage: Eukaryota; Viridiplantae; Streptophyta; Magnoliopsida; Fagales; Betulaceae
Product: Actin binding Calponin homology (CH) domain-containing protein
Biological process (GO): actin filament bundle assembly; actin filament network formation
Cellular component (GO): actin filament; actin filament bundle; cytoplasm
Molecular function (GO): actin filament binding
Source: RefSeq, a predicted model, not a curated record
UUGAAUGAAGAGUGUUUAAUGGUGAUGGUAUAAAUAAAAGCACCACCUUUGGCCUGCGCUUUGGCCUCUUUCUCUCUCUGCUUGCUCAAGAGGCAAUUGCUUCCCCUGGGUCUUCGCGGGUCCUAUCGGCAACACGCUUUUCUCUCCCAACCCCCUAAGCCUCUGUUCCAUUUGUGCAUCAAAAAACAACUCCCCAAAAAAAAAAAAACUCUCUCUCUCUCUCUCUUGAACAGCCAAACCUGCGCAGAAAAGAAUGAUAAAAUGAGAAAGCUUUCAAUUUCAGCAUCAGUUUCUUAUAGUCUAUAAGUGUUCUUCUUGGUGUUGGGCAAUUUGCGCAAACAAAGGUCAAGAUGUCUGGUUUUGUGGGUGUUAUUGUGUCUGAUUCAUGGCUGCAUAGUCAAUUCACCCAAGUGGAGCUUCGUACCCUCAAAGCCAAAUAUGUUUCUGUAAGGACUCAAUCUGGUCAAGUCACGGUGGGAGAUUUGCCAGCAGUUUUUGUAAAAUUGAAGGCUUUUACCGAAAUGUUUACUGAGGAUGAGAUUAAGGAUAUCUUGGGGGAGUCAUAUAAGGAUAUGGACGAAGAAAUUGAUUUUGAAUCCUACCUUCGGGCAUAUUUAAAUUUACAAUCUCGAGCUUCAGCAAGAUCAGGUGGUUCAAAGAAUUCUUCUUCAUUUCUCAAGGCCACAACAACAACCGUUCACCACUCAAUUAACGUAUCUGAGAAGGCUUCUUAUGUUGCCCACAUUAACAGCUACCUGGCAGAUGAUCCAUUUUUGAAGAAGGAUCUUCCCAUGGAUCCAUCUACAAAUGCUUUAUUUGAUCUUGUAAAGGAUGGAGUUCUUCUCUGUAAGCUUAUAAAUAUAGCUGUUCCUGGCACCAUAGAUGAGCGAGCUAUUAAUACUAAAAAGGUCCUGAAUCCAUGGGAGAGGAAUGAAAAUCAUACUCUUUGCCUCAAUUCUGCAAAAGCUAUUGGCUGCACAGUGGUUAAUAUUGGCGAACAGGACUUAAUUGAAGGAAGACCACAUCUGCUACUUGGCUUGAUUUCUCAAAUAAUCAAGAUUCAACUAUUGGCUGAUCUCAAUCUGAAGAAAACUCCUCAACUGGUGGAAUUGGUGGAUGACAGCGAUGAUGUGGAGGAGCUUUUGGGCUUAUCACCUGAAAAGGUCUUACUGAAAUGGAUGAAUUUUCAUCUGAAAAAAGUUGGGUACGAGAAACAAGUUACAAACUUCUCGUCUGAUGUGAAGGACGGAGAGGCAUAUACUUACCUGCUUACCGCUCUUGCACCUGAACACUCAGGCCCCGGUGAGCUGGAAACAAAAGAUCCUACAGAAAGAGCAAAUAUGGUUCUUGCGCAUGCAGAGAAAUUGGAUUGCAAACGAUACCUCACUCCUAAGGACAUUGUUGAGGGUUCACCAAAUCUUAAUCUUGCAUUUGUUGCACAAAUAUUCCAGCACAGGAAUGGCUUGACAGUCGACAGCAAAAAGAUGUCUUUUGCUGAGAUGAUGACAGAUGAUGCACAAACGUCUCGCGAGGAGAGAUGCUUCCGAUUGUGGAUUAACAGUCUUGGAGUUGCUACCUAUGUCAAUAAUGUUUUUGAGGAUGUCAGAAAUGGAUGGGUUAUUUUAGAAGUUCUUGACAAAGUUUCACCAGAAUCAGUUAACUGGAAGCAGGCAUCAAAACCUCCUAUAAAGAUGCCAUUUAGAAAAGUUGAGAACUGCAACCAAGUUAUAAAGAUUGGAAAGCAAUUAAACUUCUCCCUUGUGAAUGUAGCUGGGAAUGAUAUUGUGCAAGGAAAUAAAAAGCUCAUACUAGCAUAUUUAUGGCAACUCAUGAGGUUCACUAUGCUCCAACUCCUAAAAAACUUGAGAUCACACUCCCAAGGUAAAAAGGGUAAAGAGAUAAAAGAUGCUGACAUUCUAAACUGGGCAAACGACAAAGUAAAGAAGGCGGGUAGAAACUCCCAAAUGGAUAGCUUUAAGGAUAAAAACCUUUCAAAUGGGAUUUUCUUCCUCGAGCUUCUUAGUGCUGUAGAGCCAAGGGUGGUGAAUUGGAGUGUUGUUACAAAGGGAGAAACUGAGGAAGAUAAGAAGUUGAAUGCAACAUAUAUAAUAAGUGUUGCACGAAAGCUGGGGUGCUCCAUUUUCUUGUUACCUGAGGAUAUUAUAGAGGUAAACCAGAAGAUGAUCCUUAUUUUGACGGCUAGCAUCAUGUAUUGGAGCCUACAACAACAGGCAGAGGAUGCUGAAGACAGUAAUACUCCCGAUGCAUCCCCUGUAGCUUCAGUGGAUGGUGAAAGGGAAACAGUUUUGGCUUCUGAGGUCGCGAAUGAUGAAGCCUCUGAUCAGGUCGAAGGAAAGGAAAGUCCUGAUGGAGAAUGACCUGAAAUACAACUCAAGAAUAUUUCCCCCCUCUUUCUCCUCUUUAUUUAUUGUUUUUAUUCUAAGAGAACAGGAAAAGAAGAAGUAAAUUUGGUUGUAGUUAGCAAAUGUUCUGUUGCUCUCCAUGUAUAAGAGAGAGCGCUCAUUCUAGUAUGUGCAUGUAAACCACAGAAGAAAAAAAGGGUCCUGUAAAUUUUCUUUCUUUAACUAAAGGUUACUGUUCUUAGGCAUAUUCUUUUGAUUCAAAUUACAUUGAUUUUGGGGAAUAAUGUAAGUGGGGCUUGAAGCAUUAUUUGUU